Molecule: messenger RNA, 4559 nt
Organism: Hemiscyllium ocellatum (epaulette shark)
Lineage: Eukaryota; Metazoa; Chordata; Chondrichthyes; Orectolobiformes; Hemiscylliidae
Gene: fancf
Product: FA complementation group F
Exons: 1
Coding region: 1-1062 (353 amino acids)
Biological process (GO): interstrand cross-link repair
Cellular component (GO): Fanconi anaemia nuclear complex
Source: RefSeq, a predicted model, not a curated record
AUGGAGACGGUGCUGGAGAACCUGAGCCGGUUCGCUGAGGUGCUGGCGGUGGCGCACAGCCCGUGGGCCGCCGACUGGGACGAUGCGGAGGUAAGCCGGGCUUUCCAGUGGGCCCGCUACCUGGAGCAGCUGAGCCGGCGCUUGGAAGGGGCGGGCUGCGCGGGGGCCCGGGCCGCCGUACGGCAGAGGCUGCAGGAGCAGCGGCGCCUGAGGCCGAGGGCACCCCCCGAGCUGCCGCGGUACCGGGCCCUGCUCUUCGAGGAGCUGGGCCGCGGCGGCGAGCUGCUGUGCGGGGCGCUGCUGCGCAACCCGGCCGCCUCCGCGCCCGCUUUCCACCGGGCCGCCGCCUGGUACCGAUCGGCGGGCUCAGACGGAGGCUCGGCGGCCCUCUCCGCGUCGCUCGGGCGGGCCGUCCGGGUGAAGGCGGCCACUCGCUUGUUGCGGCGCGCCUGGGGUUCGGAGCCCGCGGGGGCCGUCGUGUCGGCGACGGGCGGCCAGAUAUUGCGCGAGCGGCUGGAGGAGCGCCUGAGGGCGGCGGGGGGUGAAUUACCGGAGCGGCAGGCGGCGGCCUGUGAGGAACUUCUGAGACGGGCCUUCCCCGGCGGCGGUGAGGAGGAGGGCGGCGGCGGCGAGGCUUUCCAGCCGCUUGCCGCCUUGCUGCUGGCUGACGAGGUCGAGGGCGGCGAGGCCCGGGCCCGGGCCCUGGACUGGUUGCUAGGAGACGGCCGCGUGCUCGCCGCCCUGGGCCGCGCGCUCCCGUGCAGCCAGCUCGCCGCCCUGAGCGCCCGCAGCCCGCCCUUCGCCCGGCGCUACCUGCGCCUGCUGCAGCGCUGGGGCCGGGCCCUGCGCUACGACGCGGCCCGGACCGAGUGGGCGCCGCCUUCUGCCGAGGGGCCGGGCUGGCGCCGGCUGCUGGAGCAUUUCGCCGCCCUGUGGCGGGGCCCGCCGCCCGCCCGGGAGGCCGCUGAGAGCGCGCUGCGCGGCCUGAAGGCCGAGGACGGCGACUUUGAGGUGCUGGGUGUCAGCGUCUGGACCGACCUGCUGCUGGCGUUGACCAGGUGAGGGGCAGCGUCUGGAAUCUCCUGCUGGAUGGGAAUCUGAAAUUUAACAUUGGAAACGCACAGCCCGUCUGGCAGCACCCAUCAGGGACACACAAUAUGUAGUAACAAGGCCACUCGGCCCCUUUGGAGCCUUCUGCCGUUCAGUAAUAUCACGGCUAAUCUAAUUUUAAGUUCAACUCUACAUUACUCCAUAUUCCCGAUCGUCAUCCAAGCCCUUGUGCAACAAGAAGUCAAUGGCCAAGGAGAUGCGAAACAGCAUCAUUUAAAAGUGAACCCAUCUUCUCCACUUGGCAUUUGCUCUUUUUUGAAUUAUACAUGGACGUCAGUUUGGCGGGUGAUGCCACAUCUUUAACAAAAGCACAAGAGCUACUCCGUACAUCUGGUGUUUGCACAGAGAGAAACAAAGAUGCGUUCUCCCGUCCAGUGUGACAGCUCUGGCCCCUCUCUCUACUUGAAAUGAUUGCUAUUCUAGGUCAAAAUGUGGAGGUGGACCAAGUUUUAAAAAGUGUACAACACCAAGUUAUAAUGCAACAGGUUUAUUUGGAAGCACUAGCUUUCGAAGCGCAGCUCUGCAUGUGGUUUGAAUUUGAACACGAUUGGGAUGUUAAGGCUCGGCGACUUACCGUGCCUCGCCUCUUUUGGAAAUGUAUGAAGUAAAGUGACUCGUGCUUUUUUCCAUGUACACUGACCAAGUUAGUUUACUCUAUCACAUACAACAACGAGAGUCUUAUGCAUGUUCUAAAGUCAGACUUUGAAUGCUGGUUUUGUCUUUAGCUGUUUGGUUUUACCAAGAUAGAGGUGAUAUUUCCAUUCAAAACAUUGUCUCCAUAAAUUGCAGUUAAACCUUGUCAGUGUUCCAGGUACAAUGUACCCAAAGCUAUUGUGGACUAAAGCACAGUCUCUCGCUUAUAACAUAAAUGAUGAGCUCCAGUUUUGCAAUCUUGAAAAUACCUACCUGAAAAGGGGGCCUCAUCAGGUUAAGUAAAAUGAUAACUAAAGUUUCAUUCAUCAAAUAAAGUACGAGCUAGACUUGAGAUUAAAAUGGAAAGCUUAUGAUAUUUGGCUUGCUGUGAUACCUCUGAAAGAGCCAACAAAAUGGCUGGAAGGUUUUAGUUCAUAUUUUGUAAAAAAUAUUACUGCCAUAUAAAAUGUUCCCUUGUGAAAUCGGCAUCUUCUUUUGAUGUAUCCUAAGUCACAGGUGAGAUCACCAAAGACCCAGAGGACAUAAGGAUGUUUUCAGAGAUAGGAAUGGUGGUGAAUCUAAUUAGUGUAUUCAUUAUAUGCAUACUGAAUUCUUCUGCAAAUUAAUUGUUUUAAAACGGAUUACUUUUCAAGAUGUUUCACUGGCUGACUCAGCAUUUAUCAUUGCUCCUGUAGUCCAUGACAAUAUAGUCUCUUUUUUGGCAGCCUGUGGCAAAUGAAAUAUCACUUCCAGGUCUCUCAGCAUGUCUUUGGAAUGUUCUAUACCAUUUGCAGUGAAUUUGUUGUAUUUAAUGGUAUUUUAAUUUAAAUUGUCAAUAGUGAGAACUGCUGAUGCUGAAGAGUCAGUGGAUAACCAGUGGAACUGGGAAAAGCACAGCAGGUCUAGCUGUUUUAGAGAAGGGGACUGAAUGUUUCAGGUUGGAAACCUUCAGGACUGGGGGAGGGCAAGAGGCCUGUGAAAUAAAUACAAGGGGGGGAUGGGUAGAAGGCGUUUGAUUGCCAUAAGUGGGUGCAGGUAGGAGGUGGCUGCGAUAGGGCAGUAGGAAGGGUGGAGUGGAUAGGUGGGGAGGAAGCUUGACAAUUAGGGUCAGAUUAAGGGGGAUGGUUGUACAGGGAGGCAAUGGGCUUGAUGAGUUGGGGUGGGGAGAUUUUGGAUGCUAGUACAUUCUGUAUUAAGGCUGUACAGUUGUAAGCUGAGGUGUUCUUCCUCCAGUUUGUGUGUGACCUUGUGUUGAAGGUAGAGGAUGCCCCAGGAUGGACACGUAGGGAGAAUGAGAUGAAAUAGAUGAUAACCAGAAAGUGGGGUUGAUUGCAGCAUAUGGACCAUAACCUUUCCCUGUAUAAUUGCCACUGCCAGGAUGCUAAUCCAACCAACUCCCCAAGAUCAAUUUUACAUUUUGUCUGAUUCCACGUGUUUUUAUAGCAAGAAUCGAAUUGGGAACGUCGGCUCCUCCUCCUGUAUUUCUAGUCUAAGCUUAUUUGUUAGCCAUUCCUAAUGUGUAUUCUCCAUAAUACAAACACUGGAGAGGUUCUUACAUAUAUUUAUUUUGUUAUAAACUUUUUUAAAAGCUAUAGUGCUUUAAGAUUUUUCUCUGUAACAUUGUGAAACCUCAUCCUCAAGUUUAUGAUGUAUUGAAAGGGACCAAACUAACCAGGCAGCAUCCGAUGAAUCAACACUGCAUGGUUUGCAGCUGGUCAUUGACAAUUUUAUUGACAAUGGGGAGGAACAAUUGCUGGCAAGACCAACAAUACCUAGUGUCUGAAUUAAUAUUUGUAAAAUGCAGAUUUUAGCUUUGCCAUUUAGAUUCCAAAGGUGCUUUUAUCUCUUGGUUUGCAUUUUUAAUUUCCUGAUUCAAACCAGAAUUUGUUUUAUGCUAUUCUUUUUUAAAAGCCCUGGAUGUAGGUUUGCUCGCUGGCCUUCCAGCUCAGUGAGCAAGCCUACAUCCAAAACCUUAACUUGAGCAUCAAAUCUUCUGAAAACUCACUUUUGGAAGUCCUACUCAAACAGUAUAAUUCAUGACAAAACGUUAUUCAGACUGUUGCAGCCUUUUUUUGUGUAGCAUUUUACAACUCAACAACCUUCUGAUCCAACUGGUCUAUAGUCGAUGCUGUGUUAAAUUGUUUUCCAUCCAUUUAAAUCUAUAAACAUUCUCUAGUGUUUGCCUAUCUUGACUCCCUUGGAUCCGUCCUAUGUAUACCCAUUAAUACUCAACAUUGUAGCAUACUCCAAUUUCUAGCUAAUAUCUGGAUUCCUUAUUAGAUUUCAUGAUGAAUCUUCUAGUUAUGAUGUCUUGUUUUGGGUUCAGACACUAGGGAAAAUAUUUUACGUAAGUGCAUUGUCAAAAUGUUUUAUGAUUUCAGAUGUACAAGAUCAUUUUUUUUGUACAGAAAAGUUCUCCAGCUUGUUCAAUCUUUCCAAAUGGCUAUAAUUCUUGUCAUCCUUUUUGGCAGAUUUUUUUCAGUGCCUGUUUCAGCUAAAGUUUUCACUUAAGACUUUGACAGGAAUGUUUUCACUUGGAGUAAACUAUAAACUCAGCUGUCAUUGCUAGUUUUUGAUUAGGUGUCAGUUUCGGCUCAGUAAUACUAGUCAUGACACAGAAUCGGAUGUUUGUGUACUCAAUUCUGACUCCAGAACAAUACCACAAAUUUUGUUUUAUCUCUGAUAUUUGUUUAACUCAAGAUUUCUAAAGUUGAUCCAGAUGUGACCGCAGAAAUAACCUAUACUAACAAAAUAUUAAUUUAUUUUUCUCGUGCAAUAUUGGAUUUGUUUAGUAACUUAUACAAUUAUCUAUUUAU